Messenger RNA from Python bivittatus (Burmese python), 3111 nucleotides. RefSeq lists its product as uncharacterized. NCBI's taxonomy places the organism in Eukaryota, Metazoa, Chordata, Lepidosauria, Squamata, Pythonidae. The record is from RefSeq and is a predicted model, not a curated record.
CAGAAUUCCCGCCAGCCUAAACUCCUGCAGGACACCGCACUGGGGUACGAACAGACGACGGUGCCCGCUCUCUUUGCAACUAUCUUUCCUUUUGCACAUGCGCACCCUCACAGAGCUCAGAAAAAAGCGCCCUAUAUCUCUAUUUGCAUGUAGAAACCCGCGCGCAGCGCAUGUUUGCGGAGAGGAAAAUGUAGAUCUAAGAAAUUAAAGAAUAGCUCAGCUAUUACCUAACCCUAACCCUUUCUCUUUCCUCUCCGCGAGCGAAAGUGAGAGCCGCUCUUAAGAAGCAGUGAAAAACCAUCAGCUUGGUAAAAUGGUAGAAAUAUUUAAAAACCGCCCCACCAAUAAUAAUGCCCUUCUGGUAAGAUGGGGCUUGCUGCUGUUGAGCUUGUGACUUUUGGCAACGUUCAACAGUACCCUUUUUUCUUACUUAUAUACCUUCUGAGCCUAUAAAUUCAAAGCAUCUAGUUUAUUGUUAACGUUGCCUUAGUAACUUUUUCACAUAAUUUAAGCGGGACUUGUUGCUUUGUCAUAGAUUAGUCCGCUGUUUUUCUAUUCUUCCCAGGAGACAAAGAGCUUAAAGGAACCUGGAAGUGAACGUUCCGUGCGCCUCUAAUUUACAUAUCUAUCAGAACCCAGUUAAUCUAGAUACACAUGCGUAUUUCCGAGGUCAAAUGCCUUUUUUUUUUUUUAAACCACGGCGGCCGAGCGGAGCCAUUUUCCGCUCAAUUCCGCGGUUUCUGUUCUGCUGCUUUUGCUCGGCGACUCUUGUUUAAACCUUGGUCGGGGUUAGAAGAGAAACGUGGCCGGGAAGUGGUUUCCAGGGUAACAGGCCGCUGUGCUUGGCUGCUCCUUCCCCCCGCGGCGUGACCGACUCGAUGGAGAGGCGCCGCUUUUGAGUGGUCUUUGCAACAGCCGCUGGGAAGGACCCGUUAGCAGUUCCUGUCGCGAAUAAGUGGCCGGGGAGGGACCUUAGUCCUCAGGAAGCCCUUGGAGUCACUCCCUGAGCCCACUUAGGAGCGGCUGAGGCUGGGCAGGGCCUGUCUCCAGAGAAGCGCCUCCGCUCCCUCCACAAACGGGGCGCAGAUGGGGGCACGGGCCGGACUUUAGGCGCCCUGCGGCUCCAGAGGCAAUGACCAAAUAUACACCUAUAUACUGCCCCGGUCCUCUGCCUCUUCUGACUGUCGCCGCUCCACAACAACGUCCCCAGCUGCUCCUAGCUGGAGCAUUAUCCACCCACGCCGCCUCUCCAGCCUAGGUCAGCGAAGCGCCAUCCUGAGAAGGGCGGGUCUAUUUUUAAGGACGGUCCGUGGACCGUGGAGGCAGCUUCAGUGAAGAGUCCCUUGUUUCUGCCAUUAAGUUAAAUCGUCCCAAACAGUUUGAAGUCCUCUUUUCUGCAAUGGUUCCCAUCAGGCACAAUGACAACAGCCCUGCUCUCUGUAAGACUACAGGGAAUAAAGAUGCCAAGCCCCCUGAUCCCAAGGACAUCCCCCCCAACUCCUCUCUUUUGAAAGCCCUAGAGGCAAUCGUAGCAGCUGGUCGCCGUGGCUUGCUAGGUCCAGCAGCCAUGGUAGCCGCCGAAAGUGUCCCGGCAUUGAACUUGGAAGGUAGCAAUGGAGUAGCUUCUCAGGAGGACUUGAAUCCUAUUCCACUGGUGGCAGGACUAGAGAAAAGGAAGAAGACAGUCAAUGAGAAACGUAGAGCUGUAAUAACUGUUGUGUCAUCAGCAGAGGGUGCUGGAAGUCUGCAACCUACACCAAAGGAAAUAUGGAUAUGUGGGAAUUCUGUGAUCUUGGCAUCAAAGAAAAGAGCCAAAAGUCACCCACAUGGAUUGCAGUUGGGCAUCUCAUCUUCACGGGCGGAUGUGUAUUGGCAUGGGAUACAGGCCAUGAUGUGGAAGCAGCUCAUGCCUCUUCUGCAUGAAAUUUAUCAUCUCCGAUCUCCUCCAUCAGUAAUAAUAAUUCAUCUUGGUGAAGAUGAUCUGUUACCCCAAAAUAAUAUUUCUCUCAUUAUCUCAAUGAAAAAUGAUUUGGGCAUUCUUAAAAGAGCAUUCCCAGAUACCGUUAUAGUUUGGUCUUCACUGUUACCAAGACGUAUUUGGAAGAAAGACCAAAAACCUGAACAUAUGGAAAAAGCUCAAAAACAUGUUAACAAGGUUAUGGUAGACUAUUGUAAUAAAAUUGGUGUGCACUUUCUGUCACAUAAUUUGAUUACCUCUGAUAAAUCAAACAUCUUCUUGCCAGAUGUCAAUGAUCUAUCUGAUGAGGGAGCUGAUAUCUUCAUAGCAGAUCUGAAGAAAGUCUUAAGACUGUAUCAGAUUUUGGAAUAGCUGGGAAAGAGUUUUUGAAAAGCUGUGCAUAUAAUUUUUGGGAAGGUUGGGUUUAUUAUUACCUGAAAAAAAGGAGAUAUGAGCUGACUACAUUUAUAAAACAUAGCUUAAAACUAUAUAUGUAUAUGUAUAUGUCACAGAUUAACAGAUGCAUUCUUAUAAAUUAUGGAAUGAUGGUUCUCUGUUACAUGAAAAAAAUGAGUCUGACAUCAUGAAGACUUCAUAUGUGUGGUCUCAUGUUAACGAAACUGGGUAUUUUACUCCCUUGGAGGGAUGUUGUAAAAUAACAUAACAACAUAAGAUGUUGUAAUGAAAAACAUCACAAACCUAUGAAAUGGACCUUAUAUCUGCUUGUGCCUUGUUUUUUAUCCUAGUCUUUAAAGAAGCACAGUUUCUAUGAUAUUUAACUUAUAUAUCAGGAGAUAUGUAGAAACAUAUUGAAUGGUCUUUUUUUUCUUAUAAUAAUAAACAAUAUCUGAAAGAAAUGGCUGAGGUUGGACAUCAUGAAAGGGUAUAAACAGCAAUAUUCCAAAAUACUGUAUAUUUAGUGUUGAACCUCAGUUGACGAAUAGCUUAAUCCAAGAGCCUAGUGCCAUUGAAGGCUAUUUCAGAGUAAGACAUUUAGGAAUUUGUAAGAUUCUCUACAAACCAGCAGCAUUGUCUCAAAGAAGUGACUUGGACCAAUAGCCAUGACACCAAACAACAGCUGUUUUCUAGUAUGGCACAUGUAGAAAAUUAUUAUGGCAUUUGACAGCAUAUUGCCUUGUUCCAGUUUUGUUUUU